Dictyostelium discoideum AX4 is the source of this 273-nucleotide messenger RNA. RefSeq lists its product as hypothetical. The coding region runs from base 1 to 273 and encodes 90 amino acids. The transcript has a single exon. The record is from RefSeq and is a predicted model, not a curated record. Lineage: Eukaryota; Evosea; Eumycetozoa; Dictyosteliales; Dictyosteliaceae.
AUGACUUAUAUUGAAAAAAGUGAAAUUACUCAAAUUUCAAAUGGUGUUUCCUUAUCAUAUAAUGGUAGUAAAAAUGGUACAGUUAAAUUAGACUUUUACUGUGAACCAUCAGCUAUUUUAAAUACCAAUCACUGUAUCAGAAUUAAUUCAUUAGUUCCAAUAUAUAAAUGUUCAAUGAGUUCAAUGUAUGCUUGUCCAAUUAAUUCAACACCAACUCCAACACUAACACCAACACCAACUCCAACACCAAGUCCUACAAGUCCAAAACAUUAA